Merops nubicus (carmine bee-eater) is the source of this 876-nucleotide messenger RNA. RefSeq names its product transmembrane protease, serine 13 (gene TMPRSS13). The annotation marks the transcript as partial. Gene Ontology annotation, biological process: proteolysis. The record is from RefSeq and is a predicted model, not a curated record. Gene Ontology annotation, molecular function: serine-type endopeptidase activity. Lineage: Eukaryota; Metazoa; Chordata; Aves; Coraciiformes; Meropidae. The transcript is spliced from 8 exons.
GGAUUUCAGAAUGCAUCACAGACCGAAUACAUUCCCCUGCACAUCUCUGGCAAGAGCCUCACCGUGACCGACGAGCGAGAGACCAUCCAGCAGAGCCUCAACAGCUCACAGUGUCUCACGGGAAAGUACGUCUCCCUCCGAUGCACAACCUGCGGGCAGAGGAUUUCUGGGCGGAUCAUCGGGGGAAAGGAAACCUCCGUGAGCAAAUGGCCCUGGCAGGUCAGCGUGCAGUACGGGCCCAUCCACAUCUGCGGCGGCACCAUCAUCGGCGCGCAGUGGGUCCUGACCGCUGCCCACUGCUUCUUCAUGAACAGCAUGAAGAUCCUCGACGACUGGAAGGUGUACGGCGGGGUCUCGGACCUCAAGCAGCUGGCAGAGGCCAUCCCUGUCUCCCAGGUCAUCAUCAACUCCAACUACAGCGACGAUCACGACGACUACGACAUCGCUCUCAUGAAGCUCUCCCGGCCGCUGACGCUCUCAGCUCAGGUUCGCCCGGCCUGCCUGCCCAUGUACGGGCAGCGAUUCCAGACCGGCAGGUCCUGCUUCAUCACCGGUUUUGGGAAGACCAGGGAGAAUGAAGAUAACACGUCCCCAAAGCUGCGAGAGGCCGAGGUGAAGCUGAUUGACUACAAGAUCUGCAACAGCGACAAAGUGUACGAGGGCUACCUGACCCCACGCAUGAUGUGUGCUGGGUACCUGCAGGGAGGGAAGGACGCGUGCCAGGGUGACAGCGGAGGACCCCUGGUCUGUGAGGAUGAUGGCCGCUGGUACGUGGCUGGGGUGACAAGCUGGGGCACAGGAUGUGGCCAGAAGAACAAACCCGGUGUCUACACACGCGUGACGAAGCUCCUCAGCUGGAUAUACAGCAAAAUGGAG